AGUCUAACUUUCAGUAUAAUUAAAACUUUUUAUAAUAACUUAAUUUUCUAAAGUUUGUUGAAGUAACUUAUAAUUAAAUCGAGUAAUUCUUAUCAUAAGUAUUGAUUGUGCUGCUUUACUGUCUUUGAGGAAGUACCCACAUAAGCACCUGAAAAGGAUAGCUAAGCUCCGGCUUACUUGGAAAAUUCUCUGCUUUCUCAUUUCCCUGCUUCCUGGCCCCGGCCCGCAAGCCCCGCCUGCCCUGCCUAAAAUCCGGCCCUUGCCGGCUUUGCAAGUCAUCCUCAAUGCAGAUUGUAGAAAAAAGCUAACCCUGUUAAUCCUGUUAUGCCUUAUGGUUAUGUCCGAGCCACACCGUGAGCAAAAUAAAGUAUGUUUAUGAUUUCAGUAGCAACGCUUCGGCAGAGGACAUGAGGUCCGACCCUGUGAAACGUGCAAACUGCAGAUUAAAAUUCAAAACUCUGAGUUAACUUACUCGUUUGCAGAAGAGGUCAUUUCUUUAACAUUGAUUCGAAUAGGGAGAAGAUGAAUUUACAGGCAGAUUCUGUAGAAACCCCGCAAUCUGGUGGGGGAGAAGGUCAAGCUCCAGCAAUCAGCCCUCCGAAGCCAACAGAGGCAGAUAAACCAGUGGAAGCGCCAACUACACAACAAAUCGAAGCCUCAGCUAAUCAGGCGCAGGAAGUAACAAAACCCGUUGGCGAAGAAAUUAAACAAGCGGUUGCCCCAGCUACACAAAUAGAAGAAAGUAAGGUAUCUUCAAUAGAAGAGAGUAAAGAAUUGGCAAAGCCUGCGACAGUGGAACAAAAUAAAGAAGUCGUAUCGUCCUCUCUAGUAGAAGAUACUAAAAAAGAAGAACCGAUUAAACCUACAGUUGAAGAAACAACUAAAUCACCAGAGGUUAAUCCAGUUGUACCAGCUGUUGAUCAGAAUGCCAACAGUGUUGAUAAGAAUACGACAGAACUAAAAAAUGUGAACUGGCAGGAAAGAGAAUCGGAGCUUUUGAAGAAGAUUAAAGAAUUGGAGAGCGUGAAGAGUGAACGUGGCGAAGAAGGAUUGCAACUACAGUUAAAGGUUCGAGAAGAAGAAAUAGAUCUACUCAAAGCAAGAGUGAAGAACCUAGAGACAGAGCUGCAAGCCGCUUUAUCUAAGCCUGGCGGAAAGAACCAUGAAAUGAUUGAAAAAAUCAAGCAACAACAUGAAGAGCUCUUAAGCAAAGCCAAAGGUAUGAUCUUCGACAAGACCAAAAUGGUAAAGAAUCAAGAACUGCAAAUCGAAGCUUUGACGACACAAGUUCAGUCCCUAAAGGACAUUAAUUUGAUCACUAAGGACUUACUGGAGAUCAGAAAUUCAGAAGUAAAGGCUAUGGAGGACAUCAGCUUGAUGACAAAGGAUGUACUGCAGAUCAGAAAUUUAGAGAUUAAGGCUUUUCAGGUGAGAACUCAAACGAUUGAAGGAACCAUAAUAACAAUUAUGAGGAUUUUAAACCAUAUUUAUUUACGUCAUUUACUAUAAUUCAUUAAUCGUUUGCCACUGCAAAGAUUUGCUUUGUUGGACACAAGGAAAGGGCACCGCUGUGUUUAUUAAGUUACAAUAAGACAUACAAUAUUACAGUAAUAGAAAAAAAUCCUAAGUUUGUAAUGAAGUUAACCAACACGCGAAGGUAUAGGACUACCUACUCCUAAAUUGGAUGUGUCUUCUACUACUUAGACCAGUCAUGAUUGACAUAUUUAUUCACAGGAUCGACUGCAAGCGAUGGAAGCUCGAUUCAAAACGGAGAAAGAACGAUACGGACUGGUUCUUCAGCGGGCGCAGACCAGCUCCAACAUCAACGACGACCUAAAGAAAGAGUACGAGACACAACUAGCGAUAUUCAAGGAACUAAGAGAGAAAUAUGAGCAGAGGGUGAAGGCGUUAGUUGCAGAAAACGAAAAACUCAAGGAAUCCGUCAAAAGUGGCGCAGCGGCACCCUCAGCAUCCACAUAAAAGACUGCAUAGCAAAUAGUUUCUGUUAAAUAUCCUACGAAAUGCUUACUGUAUAUGUAUUUAUGGAGCAUUUUUUAUGUUUAUAAAUCAGACACUUUUUUUACUUUUGUAUUCAAGCCAUUUGGUAGUUUUAUAAUUAUUAAAUAAUUUUUGAAAGUUUUUGACACUGUUUUUCUUAUUAUUCUACUUAACGUGAAAAAAUACCUUACCGAC
This is a messenger RNA of Chilo suppressalis (striped riceborer), 2193 nucleotides long. The record is from the annotation of a GenBank genome assembly. NCBI's taxonomy places the organism in Eukaryota, Metazoa, Arthropoda, Insecta, Lepidoptera, Crambidae.